AAAUAUUCUCAUUUGUCCCAUUCGCUCCAAAGCCGUCCUGAAUACCAGGUGUUUUUAACGAAAAUGAGUAUUGUAGUCUGAAUUAAAAAAAGUAAAUAUGAAGUGGCUUUUCUAUUUGAUAGUGUUCGUAUAUAUGUUCUACAGAGCAGUAUACGGAGCCGAUGGAAGUGCUUUGGAAAUAGUACCAAUAUCAUAUCCCGAAGGACUGAAUUAUUUGCCAUCUGGAUCGCGAUUGACAGUCACCUGCAAGUCAAAUAAUAGAAAUCAGAAGGUAGAAUGGCUAGACCCAAAAGAGGAUGUAAUCACACACGACACUACAAACAGGUUGUAUUCCCACCGACGAAUAGCGCACUCUAGCGUCAAAACUUCGCCAUUUCUACUGACGUUCACCCAUGCUGUGGUAGAUGACAGCGGCGUCUAUACCUGCCAGUCAGACAAGGAUAAGAAAGAUGUCGCUCUAUGUGUCAUUGACGCCGCUCGUUUUGUGGACACUCCUAAAGAAGAGUUUGUAGAUGAAGGCAGGUCGUUUACGCUGACAUGCCAAGCAAGGGGAGAGCCACAGCCUGAGCUGGUGUGGUCGAAGGACCAAGGAAACUUGGAAGAUAACAAACUGAAUUCCAAGUAUAAAAUCUUCGAGAAGUUCAACCACGACGGUUACGAAAGCCUGUUGACUGUGACAUCCCUAACCCCCGAAGACAGUGGCAUUUACAAAUGUACAGCAGUUCAGAACAAUGAGCGGGUUGAGGACUGCUCAGUGAUCGACUCCAUAAACAUCACACUGCAGGUUAAUUACGCGCCUGUUUUCGACACCUCCGGCGAACCGACGAUGAUAUUCGCUAAUUAUAAUGAAAGCGUAAAUAUUGACUGUUCAGCCAGUGCUUUCCCAAAACCAACAUACCGAUGGUUCCACGACGUUGGAGACAGCAUGCUGUACGAAUACCCAGUAAAGCAAAUAAAACUAUUGCAAGACGAGAACAUUGCCAGGCUAACGCUCGUCGCAGAUUCCCUCAGUUUUGGCCAGAAGUUCACUUGCAAAGCCACCAAUGACUUGGGAGAAAAUCAUAAUGAUUUUGUUUUGGCUGAGAUUGUUAAACCUGAUGCGCCUAUAGAGGUUGAUGUAUCAAAUAGCUCGCAUAAUGAAAUAACUUUUAUGUUCACAUUCAAUAAAGACAGCUCUCCUUUUGAUGUUAUACAAGCGCAGUACAAAUCAAGUGUUGAUUCAGACAGAAAACCUAGAGAAACUGAAUGGAGAAGAGGAAGCCGAACGACGGAUCUCAAAGAAUCAGAAGACACCGAUGGUCAAUAUAAACUGGUAGAACUUGACACCGAUACUAAAUACUGGGUGAGAUUUCGUACCAAAAACGACCUAGGCUAUUCGCCGUGGUCCGAUCCAUAUUCAGUGAUAACAAGAGCUAUUGAUGAACUCACGACUACCGAGGAAACUAAUGAGGAAACUACAGAAUCAUUAACAGAGAAGAUUGAUGACAUUGCUAAAGAAGUUUCGCCUAGUGAUGGUACUUUUUAUGGUAUAUUCUUUGCUGGAGGAAUUCUGGUUUUGGCUGUUGCCUGUAUGUUUGCGAUGAGAUUGGUAUAAAUAUAUUCCAUUAUAUGAAAGUUAAUGUUUAACAAUACAUCUGUUUUUGUAAUUGAAUAUUCUUUAACAAAAUCCUGUCUUUAAAAAAAUUGAGGGAAAAAAUAUAUAUGUCAGAAAUUU
Messenger RNA from Plodia interpunctella (Indianmeal moth), 1714 nucleotides. RefSeq names its product opioid-binding protein/cell adhesion molecule homolog. The coding region runs from base 98 to 1594 and encodes 498 amino acids. NCBI's taxonomy places the organism in Eukaryota, Metazoa, Arthropoda, Insecta, Lepidoptera, Pyralidae. The record is from RefSeq and is a predicted model, not a curated record. Gene Ontology annotation, molecular function: protein binding. The transcript is spliced from 10 exons.